AUGAAUGACGUCACAAUAAUAAAUCAACCAGUUCCUCCAAAACUGACGAAAGUUCCUUCAACGUUUAUGACCGCCAUGUUGGGACACACAGCGGAAAUGGAAUGCCAUGCUUCCGGAAGUCCUCAGCCGGAAAUCACGUGGUUCAAAAACGGAAAGAGAUUGCGUUUUGUGACGCUUGAUGAACCGCAAUUAGACGAUGCAAAAAUAAACAGCAAUGAACAUACAAACUAUAGAACAAACAACUUUAAAAACUCAAAGACAAACAAAGAACAAACAAAUGUUAACAAAACUAGCAACAUCAGUAAAAAUUAUGAUAACAUUAAUCAUCAAAGACAUUACCAUUACCAACAAAGUAAACUGAACAGCAACAACAACAACAACAACAACAGCAGCAGCAGCAACAACAACAGCAACAACCACAUUGAACACCCCAUUAACACUACCAACCAACUUAAAAACAAAAACACUGCUAGUAGCAACAACAACAACCACAACAGCUACAAUGACGUCAUCAUCGACCACCACCACAACAACAACAACCACAACUACGACGAUUACGACGACGACAACGACAUCAACAAAAUCCUCCGAUUCGAUUACAACAUUCAGAUUUUGAACUUAAAUCUAAACGACUCCGGCUUAUAUAUGUGUCAGUUGAACAACAGCGCUGGUACGAUCCGACAUUUCAUCCGACUACUUGUUAAAGAUGAAAGCUUGAAGUAUCCAGGUCAGAAAAUGAAGAUGACAGUUCGAUUACUCUUGCAAUUCUAA
This is a messenger RNA of Helobdella robusta, 771 nucleotides long. RefSeq lists its product as hypothetical. The transcript has 2 exons. The record is from RefSeq and is a predicted model, not a curated record. Lineage: Eukaryota; Metazoa; Annelida; Clitellata; Rhynchobdellida; Glossiphoniidae. Bases 1 to 771 code for a protein of 256 amino acids.